Molecule: messenger RNA, 375 nt
Organism: Knipowitschia caucasica
Lineage: Eukaryota; Metazoa; Chordata; Actinopteri; Gobiiformes; Gobiidae
Source: the annotation of a GenBank genome assembly
AUGAAAUCAUCUGUGAAACAAUUGACUAACGUCCACAGGAGUGGUUUUGCUCGUAUUAACUCUGUGCAGAGCCAGACGAAGGAGGAGGAGGUGCCACCUGCAGUGAAGCCGGGGGACCUGGUCUAUGUGAAAAACCCUCCGACGGAAGUGGCAUACACCACGGAGGGAAGGUCCUUACGAGAUCGUGAACGCGACAUCAACGGUGGUGCAGGUGAAUGGAUCGUCCAUGUGGUACCACCUGAAUCACUGUAUGAAGGCCUUAGGUCGGACAGCAACGGGGAAAAGACCAUCAAGGAGAAUGUCCAUGGCUGCCAAGGAGACAAGUCCUUGGAAGGGGCGAACGAGGAUUUUCCUGGUGUUGGCCGAGAGACAUAG